Truncatella angustata is the source of this 1905-nucleotide messenger RNA. RefSeq names its product electron transfer flavoprotein. NCBI's taxonomy places the organism in Eukaryota, Fungi, Ascomycota, Sordariomycetes, Amphisphaeriales, Sporocadaceae. Gene Ontology annotation, cellular component: mitochondrial inner membrane. The coding region runs from base 1 to 1905 and encodes 634 amino acids. Gene Ontology annotation, molecular function: electron-transferring-flavoprotein dehydrogenase activity; iron-sulfur cluster binding. The record is from RefSeq and is a predicted model, not a curated record. The transcript is spliced from 3 exons. Gene Ontology annotation, biological process: electron transport chain.
AUGUCGACUUCCGCCCCUCUUCAGAGAUGUGUGCGCCGCAGCGCAGUGUCGGCCAGGUCAGGCUUGACCGGACGCCUAUACAGGGCCUCGAGGUCCUCAAUCGCAGUAUCGCAAGAAUGGAGCAGACAUAAGGCUUUGACUGCGACAACUGGUCUCCGCCAUGUAACUAUCGCCCGGCCCUUUAGCACAUCUCGGCCAUUUCGUAUGGCAGAUGCCGAUGACAGCUUCGAUCCGAAAUCGGUUGACCGUGAAAGUGACGAGGUCGAUGUCUGUAUAGUUGGCGGUGGGCCCGCCGGACUGAGCGCAGCGAUUCGCCUCAAGCAACUAGCGAACGAAGCAGGCAACGAAGACUUCAGGGUACUCUUAUUAGAAAAGGCCGGAGAGCUAGGUGCACACAUCCUCUCUGGAGCUGUCAUCCAGCCUUCUGGUAUUCAAGAGCUACUUCCAGACUGGCUCGAUGAAGAUAACCCGAACCGCUUCGAACAUGCAACACCUGCUGGAGGCGACAAGAUGCGUUUCCUGACCAAAGGAAGCGCCAUUCCUCUACCCACGCCGCCUCAGAUGCAUAACGACGGCAACUACAUUCUCAGCUUGAACCAAUUCACUGCAUGGUUGGGUGAGAGGGCUGAAGAGGUCGGUGUCGAGGUCUACCCUGGCUUUGCUGCAUCCGAAGUCUUGUACGCAUCAGAUGGUGCAGUCAAGGGCGUAGCAACCAACGAUCUCGGCAUUGGGAGGGACGGGAAGCCAAAAGACGGCUUCGAAAGAGGCAUGGAGUUCCAUGCUAGAGUGACCAUGUUUGCCGAGGGUUGCCACGGCAGUCUGACUAAGCAAGUCAUCAACAAGUUCGAUCUCAGGAGGGACAGCCAACACCAAACGUACGCCCUGGGUGUCAAGGAGGUUUGGGAGAUUGAACCUGAAAAGUUCAAGAAGGGUGAGAUCAGCCAUUCUAUGGGCUACCCACUUCCUGCAGACACGUAUGGAGGCGGUUGGAUGUAUCACUUUGGUGACAACCUCGUGAGCAUUGGUCUCGUUGUUGCUCUGGACUACUCCAACCCUUGGCUUUCGCCAUAUGGUGAAUUCCAAAAGAUGAAGCAGCAUCCCAUGUACAAGAGUGUACUCGAAGGCGGCAAAUGCAUCUCUUACGGAGCCAGAGCAUUGACAGAGGGCGGCUUACAAUCCAUACCGAAAGUUGCCUUCCCUGGUGGCGCUUUGAUAGGAGACUCUGCUGGCUUCGUUAACGUCCCCAAAGUCAAGGGUACGCAUAACGCCAUGAAGUCUGGCAUGCUGGCAGCCGAGGCUGCAUGGGGUGCUCUGAAGGACGGCGACUCUAGCACGGUCUUCCUCUUCGACUACGAGGAUUCACUGCGCAAGUCCAGUAUUUGGAAAGAGCUCAAGGAGGUGCGAAACAUGCGCCCCUCAUUCCACGGCCCAUUGGGAUUGUACGGUGGUGUCAUGUAUUCCGGGCUUGAAGCUUUCCUCCUGAAGGGACGCGUACCUUGGACUUUGAAGCACAAAUCCACAGAUCAUGGCUCAACAAAGACUGCAGAUCAGUGCAAGAAGAUUGAAUAUCCCAAGCCGGAUGGAAAGAUUUCCUUCGACAUCCUUACGAGUGUGUCGCGGACAGGCACGAAUCACGAGGAGGACCAGCCAGUGCAUCUCCAAGUUGAAGACUGGGAUGCGCACACUGAAUCGACAUAUCCUGGAUACAAGGGCCUUGAGAACCGUUUCUGCCCGGCUGGUGUCUACGAAUAUGUCGAGGAUGAGUCCAAGCCCCACGGAGUAAGGUUCCAAAUCAAUUCUCAGAACUGCAUUCACUGUAAGACGUGCGAUAUCAAAGCCCCCAAGCAGGAUAUCAACUGGUCUGUUCCUCAGGGUGGAGAAGGACCAAAGUACUACAUGACCUAA